AUGUCUCUCGUGGGUAUCUCUCCGUCUGAUAUCGUCAAUGGCGUCCAUGCGGCCAAGACGAUUAUUGAGGCAGUGAGAGACGACAAUGGCUCGGAAGAAAAAGUGCUCGCCGCAUCAACAGGAAUCCAUCACCACCUAGAAUCCAUCAAAAAUUUCGAGAAUGCUUUGAACAGCAUGCCGCAGGAGAGCUCAGCCUCCAAAACACAAGUUCAAAGCCGAGUCAUGAGCCUCCGAACAAUUCAGGAAGCCCAAAAAUCUCGACUCGCGAAAUACAAAGACCCGUUGAUAAACAGAACCGGCUGCAAGGCGAAAGUCAAACGGGUCUAUCGCCAGCUUGCAUGGCCUUUCAGUGGUGAGAAAGACUUCGCUGAUGCCACUGCGCGAGUAGCAUCUGCUUCAGAUGCGGUGCACUUGGACGCCGUCGUUCUCACUGCGGAGUGUAUACAAGCAAAGGUUGACAAGAUGGAAGACCUGGUGUUGCAUAAACUCGAUUCGAUCACCGAGAGAAUUCAAGCCGCUCAAGAGCAAUCCGCUGAGUGCGCUCGACAGAUCCAGGACAAGGUCUCUCUAUCUCAAAACUGCCUCUCAAGUCUGAUACAGAAUAUGCAGCAUGAUUUAAUGAAAGAUCCCCGCCAGCACCCUGGAGUGGCUGUUGUUCGCAUGGAGGAACCCCCGGAGACAAGCGAGCAAACACAUCUUCUGGAUACAUACAUCAAGUCUCAUGGAGCAGUACCAUUGUCUAGGGAGCGUUCACAGCAUUUUCCCGAAAACUUCUCAAAGCUCCCUGAACAUCUCAUUAUGCCUCUCUUACUUGCGGUGUUAGCUUGUCUCACCACACGACAGCGGCUGGAAAGUAUGCUUCGAGACUUUAUCACUCUAACAAAGAAUGACCCGGCGUCUGCAGCUCUGAUUGCGUGUCUCCUCAUAGCGUUUUCACGCAUCACUUUCCGACUGUCUCUGCCCCUGUCCAUACUUGGCGCUGACCAUGUCAUCUUCGAAGAUGCUUUCGGAUCAUCAUGGAGACUGCCCUUCACGACUUGUCAACAUCAGUCGGGGUCAGCUGGUGACGGUGCAGACUUGGAGUGA
Messenger RNA from Cladophialophora bantiana CBS 173.52, 1086 nucleotides. RefSeq lists its product as uncharacterized. The record is from RefSeq and is a predicted model, not a curated record. The transcript has 3 exons. NCBI's taxonomy places the organism in Eukaryota, Fungi, Ascomycota, Eurotiomycetes, Chaetothyriales, Herpotrichiellaceae. Bases 1 to 1086 code for a protein of 361 amino acids.